ACUAAAAAAAAAAAAAAAUAAAAACCCUUUCCCUUUCUUCAGAUCUUAUCUUUCCCUUCAGGUUUCUCUCUCCUCUCUCUUCCUUCUCUUUCCUCCCUCCCUCCAAUCUCUCUCUCCAGAAGGGCAAAAAUUCCCUUAAAGAGCCGUUUGUUAACCCAAUCUCAUAUAUCUUAGAAAAUGGAUGACGAUGGGUUUCGCAAUUGGGGUUACUACGAACCAGCAGCUGCUACGUUCAAAGGUAACCUCGGUUUGCAGCUAAUGUCAAGCGCUGACCGGAACACUAAACCGUUUCUACCCGGUCGAGAUCCGAAUCUAAUGAUUGGCCAAAACGGGUCAUACCACCACCCUGAGCCUCCCAUCCACAUGAGCUACAACUGGAUUAACCAACAGAAGGACAAGUUCUUCAACAUGUUACCUGUAACAGCAACUCCUAAUUACGGAAAUGCCCUCCCCGAAACUUCAUCAGCCCCGUCCAUGCAUCAUCAUCAAACCGAGGAUGACCCGGUUAAGUGCGAAGAAGAGGAAGAGAUUGUUCAGCCUAACAAGAAGAGAAAGCCUAACUCAAAAGCAGGCACGGCGACAACAAAGGGGAAGAAGCCUCGUAAACCAAAAGAGGAGAACGACAGCAAGACUAACGUUUCGCGAGUCAAACCGGCUAAGAAAAGCGUUGACUUGGUUAUCAACGGAGUGAACAUGGACAUUUCCGGUUUACCUGUACCGGUCUGCACUUGCACCGGAGCUCCUCAGCAAUGCUACCGUUGGGGAUGUGGCGGUUGGCAGUCUGCGUGUUGCACCACGAACAUAUCGAUGCAUCCGUUGCCUAUGAGUACCAAACGCCGCGGAGCGAGGAUCUCGGGGAGGAAGAUGAGUCAAGGAGCGUUUAAGAAGGUUCUUGAGAAACUUUCUUCUGAUGGGUUUAACUUUGGGAACCCCAUUGAUCUUAAGAGCCAUUGGGCUAGACAUGGGACUAACAAGUUCGUCACCAUCAGAUGAUUAGUUUCAGGUAACCUCAGAGUUCUUUUAUCAUACGUUUGCUUUUUAUGUUCUGUUUGUUUGUUUGUAUGUCUGAGGAAGAAAAUCUGCAGGGAAGUUUGAAUUUUUUUUUACUUUUGUAUUUUUUUUUCUCUUUCCUUUGUUAUUUUUAUAAACAUUUUACUGACUUGUAAGUUGUAACAGAUAUUCUUUUUAAUUAAAUGUUUUUAUUUCUUACAA
This is a messenger RNA of Brassica oleracea var. oleracea, 1212 nucleotides long. Its product is annotated as protein BASIC PENTACYSTEINE2-like. The record is from RefSeq and is a predicted model, not a curated record. The transcript is spliced from 2 exons. NCBI's taxonomy places the organism in Eukaryota, Viridiplantae, Streptophyta, Magnoliopsida, Brassicales, Brassicaceae. Bases 178 to 993 code for a protein of 271 amino acids. Gene Ontology annotation, molecular function: sequence-specific DNA binding; DNA-binding transcription factor activity. Gene Ontology annotation, biological process: response to ethylene. Gene Ontology annotation, cellular component: nucleus.